Molecule: messenger RNA, 1063 nt
Organism: Cryptomeria japonica (Japanese cedar)
Lineage: Eukaryota; Viridiplantae; Streptophyta; Pinopsida; Cupressales; Cupressaceae
Exons: 1
Coding region: 405-713 (102 amino acids)
Source: RefSeq, a predicted model, not a curated record
AUAAUUUUAAAUUUACAGGUUUUAUUGCAAUUGAUAAUUGAAUUUAAUCAGGUUGCGAGGUAAGAAACAUUCCACCAAAUAGAAGGGUUUUGGGUUUUAACUAUCCUUAGUUUGGAAUGUGCAUGGAGAGGUUUUAUUACAAUUGUAGAUCGAAUUUCAGUACGUUUUCAGUAUGAAGCAUUUCACAAGGGAUGCCGAACUCUACAGGAUCAGAUAAUUUGAAACUCAAGUCAUAUAACUCUACAUUUCAGUGCAUUCAAUUGUUUGAACUUCAAUGCCAUUAUUUCAUGGAUGAAAUGUGUGUUUUCUCCUAAAAUCUGAGUGGGAAACUCCAUUAGGUUUUGGUGUUAAAAUUUCAUAUCUGCUCUCUGUUCAUUUGGGUCGUCUUGUUGUUUACCGUGGAAAUGGGAAGCGACGAUGAAAGAGGGCUGGGGUCAUUGCAAAAGAAGGCGGAAGAUCAAUGGCGGAGAAGUGUGGAACACGCUCAGACUUAUCCAUAUGUCUGGGCUUCUUAUGCUGUGGUGUGGGGUGGACUCUCCAUUUACACUAUUAUUAGGUAUCGGAAACUCCGGCAGGUGGAGGACAGGGUCCGCGCGAUUCAGCACAAGCUCAAGCUGCUUGCUGAGGCAGAAGAAGCCGAACAAGUUAAAAAAGAUGCCCUAAACAAGCACAUCAAAUCUGCAGCUUCCAGUAAAGACCGCAGCGAAAAGUGAUUGCUUUUUUGUUCUUAUUUUUUCUCCAGAAGGUGAGAGACUCCUUUGCAAAGUGGGUUACAUUAUUAAGAUGAGUGAUGGCAACAUAUAGAUGAUUUUGUUGCACUUUUUGAGGGUUCUGUAGUGGUUUGAAUAUGUGAUUGCGAUAGCAAAGUUGCAGGAAAUUUGGAAUGUUUCAACUGUUUCAUUCCUGUUUUGAAUAUGGAGGUUGGCUACUGGAAGUUUUCUAUACCUUUUGUCAGGCGCAGAUUCCUAAAUACAAUACAAUCUUUAUCUGCUUCACCAUUGCUAGCUAUAUGCAUGAGCAGACUAAUGGCGAGGAAAUGAUUCAUCUUGAAUUUCUCAGUGCA